Messenger RNA from Portunus trituberculatus (swimming crab), 4848 nucleotides. RefSeq names its product sentrin-specific protease 1-like. Gene Ontology annotation, molecular function: deSUMOylase activity; protein binding. Lineage: Eukaryota; Metazoa; Arthropoda; Malacostraca; Decapoda; Portunidae. The transcript has 6 exons. Bases 292 to 2796 code for a protein of 834 amino acids. Gene Ontology annotation, biological process: protein desumoylation; regulation of transcription by RNA polymerase II. The record is from RefSeq and is a predicted model, not a curated record. Gene Ontology annotation, cellular component: nucleus.
ACCGCCAUUACCACUUGAGAGAUCCCUUUGUCUGACGCAUUUAUUAGUUUAUCUCAUAUACGGGGUUACCUAGAUGGGAAUAUUGGGAGAAAACUUGGAUGUAGGAUUAUGUGGAUAUGUCUGACAUGUAAUAAAAGUAAUUGAGGAUUAAAGAGUGUAAAUGGCCUGGAGGUGGCGGGAGUGGGAGAGCGCAGGUCAGGAUCGACGCGACGCUUCCACCGACGCCGGAUGACCGCGCCUCUCAACAAUUUAUUUAUCUACCACCGCGACAGAUGAGAAAAUUCUUCCAAAAUGGGGGAUGGAAUGCUCUCACUCUACUGGAACAAUCACAGGGCCACCUUUUGUCAUAUACUGGCAACACUCAGGGAAAAGGAACGGUACACAGAUGCUACCCUGGCGUGUGAUGGCAAAUUUUAUCCUGUACAUAAACUGGUGCUAUCAACGUGUAGUGAAUAUUUUGAAAAAAUUUUCGAGCACACACCAUGUAAACAUCCAGUGAUAGUGCUCAAGGACAUAAAAGCAGAUGCUCUUGAGGCUCUGCUUAAUUAUAUGUAUGCAGGUUAUGUGAACGUAGCACAGAAUGACUUGGCGAGACUAAUAAAGGCCGCUGAGACCUUGUCAAUAAAAGGCCUGGCUGUACCUGAUGAACCACCUCCUGGGGAGGACAACAAAUCCAACCAGUCUCGGUCUGGGAGGGAAGAGAGAACGAGUCCUCAGCCAAAGAGAAGACGACGUGAGGAGAAUGCCAGCUCCCAGCCUUCCAACAGUCCCCCAUCAUCACCCAGAGCCUCUCCGUACCUGCCUGAUGGUGAACAGUCUCGAUCUAGAGCACCGAGUGAAGGGCACCGCUCAGAGAGAGUUGAGUCCACCGAACAGGCAGAACAACCUCCAUCACAAGAGUCUCAGGCAUCAGAAGUUAAGGUUAUGGUUGAUGAAUCACUAGUCAAAGAAGAAAUGGUAGAAACUUUAGAUAACAGUCAAUCAGAAGGAAUGGACACUAGUAUGCAGUAUGGUGGUGUGGGCAGUGAUCCCAGCAUGGAUGGUACUGGAGAAGAACAUUCCAACCGCAUGUUACCAAACAAAUAUGACCAACCUGUCAUCCCUGGUCAAGCGCAACCUCUUGCUGAUGCUGUGGCUGAGGCCUUAGCGGGCCCUUCAGGAAUGCAAGGGUGGCUUGGAAGUGAAAUGCCUGGGCCCGGUGGCUACACAGCUGAGGCUUAUGGGAGUGAGGGUAACCAAGAGGUUCACCCUGCACCAACGGGAGCAUCACACUCACAACAGCGGGCUGCAGCAAGAAUGAGCUCCAGGGAGGCUAAGGGGGCAAAGAAUUCGUUGGCUCAUCGGAAAGUCUCCUGUAUCAGUAAAGAGACUGGCUUCAUCACCAAAACUCACAGGAAACUUCCCUUUCGUAAGAGAAAUCCCAUAUCCAAAGCCUUCUUUUAUGGAAAUGGAAAAUUCUGUGCCCAGACAAGUUUCCGGUUUGAGGACAAAAUGUGGUAUGGACAGCUACUGCAGCAAUUGACUGGGGUGUUACCUUCCAGUCAUGCAGUGCAUGCUAGGUCCCAACAGUCUCCUGCUUCCAUGGCCAACCAGUCUUUGGGAAUGGUCUCUCGUUCUCGCUGUAGCUCAGUCUGGACACAAGAAAAGCGUCAGCAGCUGGAAGCAUCUUUCUUACAGUCAGUAGAUAGAGAGACCGAUAGAGAGAUAUCUAUGCAGGAGCCAAUCUUCCAUAUCCCUAAGCCCCCUGUGAAGUUGAGUUUAGAUAAAACAAAUUCUGAGUCAGGUAUUGUAGAAAGUGACGAUAGAAAUGGAACUCUAAGAGAAACGGAAGAAAUGUCACCUGAGCAGGAAGGCAAAACAACUCUAAAGAAUUCACUGGAUGAAUAUCUUCGGAAUGCACCCAUAUAUAACUUGGAUUGGUUGGAAUCCUUGAGAAAUAAGUUUGAAGUGCGUGCAAAGGCUUCUGAUUGUGAUGCAGCUAUGUUGGCAGAGACACAGAGACUUUUGGAAGAGAAAAGGAAGAAGUCACAAGCUUCUCUUGAUAAUUGUGUUGCAUUAAGGAUGAAACACCUUGAUCUAACUUACCCGGGAGAAACUGCAGAUGAGGAUGAACAGGAGGAAGAGUUUGUACCAUUGACACCAGAAAUGGAAGAAAUAAUCGAUAAUGCUCUGAUGAGAGGGCCACCAAAUCAAGUUCUGAUUGAUAAAUUCAAUACACAGAUCACCAGGCAUGAUAUAUCCACAUUAUCUGGCCUGAAUUGGCUUAAUGAUGAAAUUAUUAAUUUUUACAUGAAUUUGUUGAUUGAAAGAGGUAAAAAUGAUAAUUAUCCAAAGGUAUAUGCCUUUAACACAUUUUUCUAUCCAAAAUUGAUGAAGACAGGCUUUGCAUCAGUGAAAAGAUGGACUAAGAAAGUGGAUCUUUUCAGUCAUGAUCUGCUUCUCAUACCAGUUCACUUAGGAAUGCACUGGUGCCUGGCUACUAUUGAUCUCCGUACAAAAUGUGUCAGAUACUUUGACUCUAUGCUAGGUGAUAAUGAUAAGUGUUUAGAAGCACUACUAAAAUAUCUAGAAGAUGAACAUCAAGACAAAAAGUCAUCACCUUUUGAAAAGACUGGUUGGAUGGCUGAGAAUGUGAAGGACAUACCUCAACAAAUGAAUGGAUCAGAUUGUGGGAUGUUUGCAUGUAUGUUUGCUGAAUAUUUGUCCCGUGAUGCCGACAUAACCUUUGACCAGCAGCACAUGCCAUACUUCCGAAGAAAAAUGGUGUAUGAAAUUGUCACAGCCAACCUUCUUUAAUGAGGUGCUUGAAACUUGUAGUUUUAGGUAGGUGAAAAGUCUUAAGACUUCAAGUAGAUGAAGGAUUAACAAUUUUUGUUAUGUGAUUGCAUGAUUUGUCAAUAUUCACAGGAGUGGUUUUGAGUAAAUAUUAAAGGUAUUCCAUAAUAGUUGACGUAGCUGGUUAAUAUUACAAUGAAAGGAAUUUGUCUAAGUCUCUCUCUCUCUCUCUCUCUCUCUCUCUCUCUCUCUCUCUCUCUCUCUCUCUCUCUCUCUCUCUCUCUCUCUCUCUCUCUCUCUCUCUCUCUGGAAAAAUAAUUGCCACCAUUGAGCUUUGCAACAUUUGAAAAUGUCAUUAGUGAUUUUCCAAUUGGAUUCUACAUAAAAAAAUGACUAUGUCUGGAGGAUUAUUCAUUCAAAAAAAGAACUAGUUGAAGAAUCAUAAUUUUACUGUUGCUGCAGAAAGGUGGAGCUUUACCAAUGGAUUCUGAGAAGGCCUAAUGUCACAUGUUGUAGGUUGUAGUGGUGUACUGCAGCAUCUACAUCUGGCUCAGGUUGGCAUGAUAGAUGCUCAUGGAAGUACCUAUUGAUGUUUAAGAGUAAUUAUUCUGUUAUACUUAUAAAUGCUUACUUGCAAAUGAAAACUUUGAAAACUAGGAUGUCUUCACAGACUGUAGAUGAACUUAAAAAAAGAAAAAAAUAAUUUAAAAAAAUAUCCAGGAGUUGUAAUAGUACAUGGUGUUGGCAGGAAAGUUUGGGGAGUGGUUUGUGAUUCCAGUUAUUCAGUAGACCAGUUUAAGGUAUAAAUACAAAGUAAGGAAAUGCAAACUGGUGAUGGCUGUGUAUUUUUGGUUGAUAGUAACCACAAUAUAUAUCUCCAUAUGUAUGUUUGUUUUUUUAACUUUUGUAAAUUGUAUUGCUGAUUAGGAGCUAGUAAUUUCAAUCUCAUUGUGGUUUGAAAUAUUUAAUUUAAUAACUACAGCAUUAAUAUAGUAACAAUAGUGAUUAGGGAAAACAUGUACAUGACAUCAUUAACAAACUGGAGUAUAAGACAAUAGGAAAUUACUUCACUGUCAUUCCAUUUUUACCUAAAAACAUCAUUGAAAGUAUCCUUUGAAGUCUUACUCAAGAUGCAUAAUUCUCUCUCUCUCUCUCUCUCUCUCUCUCUCUCUCUCUCUCUCUCUCUCUCUCUCUCUCUCUCUCUCUCUCUCUCUCUCUCUCUCUCUCACACACACACUCACACACACACACACACACACACACACACACACACACACACACACAUAUUCACACUUUCAUGUCAUUCCAAGGUUGUUAAGCAUUACAUAAAAUCUGUGUUAGUUGUAAAGAAAUAAAGCACUCUCUCUCUCUCUCUCUCUCUCUCUCUCUCUCUCUCUCUCUCUCUCUCUCUCUCUCUCUCUCUCUCUCUCUCUCUCUCUCUCUCUCUCUCUCUCUCUCUCUCUCUGCUGCUGCUCUGCUGCUGCUGCUGCUGCAUUGUAAAUCAGUUGCUUUAUACUGGUUGUGUAAUUUAUUUAUUUAUUGGUAAACCUAAUUUAUUUUAGAUCAACACCUAUGCUUGGAUGUUUGGAGUAUUUUCAGUGUUUUAUAUCAAUAUCUUAGGAUAGUUGUUAACAUUUCUAGUUAUUAGAUUUAGUUUUUUUGUGUUAGUUUAAUAGGCUUCACUGCAGAUGAACAUAAGAAGGAACAAGUUGACAAUUAAAAUGUAUGUUGUAUUAAUAUGGAGUUCCUAAAGAUAUGCUUUGCUAGUAAUGUGCUGCAAUGCUACUUUAUGAGGACCUAAGUUUUGUAUAAAUGCCUAAUUUGUGCAGAGAUUCAUAUUUGAGAUGAGUCUGGUGUGCAUUGAGUUUUGGAAAUGCAGUGGCUUGUAAGUGACUGGCCUGAAUACGCUGAGGGGUAGGUGGCUGCUGUUGGCUGGCUGUGAUGUUAUGAACUACGAGUAUGAUCAGGUCAAGUCAAGACACGGUUUUGUAAUGUGGGAAAGAAGUAGUGAUUUCUGUUUUAGUGUUAAUGUAUUUUAUGUUUCCAGUUCAAGUUAUUAAAAUGCUGCAGAAA